Messenger RNA from Ylistrum balloti, 798 nucleotides. RefSeq lists its product as uncharacterized. The record is from RefSeq and is a predicted model, not a curated record. Gene Ontology annotation, biological process: protein ubiquitination. Bases 1 to 798 code for a protein of 265 amino acids. NCBI's taxonomy places the organism in Eukaryota, Metazoa, Mollusca, Bivalvia, Pectinida, Pectinidae. The transcript is spliced from 3 exons. Gene Ontology annotation, molecular function: ubiquitin-protein transferase activity; metal ion binding.
AUGUCCAUAUCAUGGACAAAUGCGGAUGUCACCGACGAACUCAGCAGCCCUCCAAAUCCAACGCAAGGCAACGGUAGUUUAAAUUUUCAACAAGACCUAAAACACGUUCAGUCGGAGUUACAAGAUCUACAGGUAAAAUACAAUGUACAACAACAGGAAAACAGCCAACUUCAUGUAACAGUCAAUCAACUCUUAACCAGCUUGAAUCAACUCCAAGCCACUGCAAUUCAACUCCAAACGAAUGUCGCCCAACUGCAGACUAGAAUUUCUGGCCAGAAUGCUACCACUUCUGACCUGGAGAACCUGUCGAUGUCAUCGACAUUAUUGCACGCCAGAUUAGACUCCCUGGAGUCGAACUACAACACCAGUGUGCGAAGUCUCCAUGCUUCUGUAGAUCACAUACAGGGCAAAGUAGAUGAAUUAGAUGAUUUCAGUAUUGGUCUACAGACUACGUUAUUACAAUCAGAAGAUAUUCAGGACAAAGCACUGAUUGUCCAGGGUAAUGUCACUGAGUUCUUGUGUGAACAUUUCACGCACUCAAAUGUCUCCGUGACUGGAAACGUAACUGCGGGUACGGCUGUGACCAGAGGUCGUGAUUGGACUUACGGCGAUCAGGACGGGCAUGAUCACGUGAAGGGUGUAGUCAUGGAUAAAACCACGCCCCCUGGGUUGGUGUACGUGCUCUGGGACAACGGAUGGGAAAACAUAUACAGGGUAGGAUACGCUGGUGGCUAUGAUCUCUACUACUAUUACCCUGAUGUCCUCAGCAACUUCAGGCAUGCGCUGUGUGUAAACUGA